Camellia sinensis is the source of this 5171-nucleotide messenger RNA. NCBI's taxonomy places the organism in Eukaryota, Viridiplantae, Streptophyta, Magnoliopsida, Ericales, Theaceae. The record is from RefSeq and is a predicted model, not a curated record.
UGCUUAUAAAUAUGAAAAUGCUUUGAAUGCAGCUGUACAUUUUUCUGAGGAAAAGUAGAGAAUAUUGAAAGGAAAAGGAAAAGAGAAAAGAGGAGCUGGUAUAUGUUCUUUGCCACCUUUCUUCCCUAGAAGAAAAGAAUCAAACAUUGUGCUAGAUACAUCAAACCAAGAAAAAAAUGUUUUCCCUCUUCUUAAACAUAUGUAGAAUGUCUAUUGAUAUCUCCAUCUCCAUUUCCAUUUCCAUCCCCAUUAUGAAGCCUGCAACAGCAGUUGUCUUUCGCUUAAUUGUUUACAGAAAGAGAGGCUUUUGUGUAUGUUUAUAUUGAUGUCUCCAUCUCCCUCUCCAUCUCCAUUGUGAAGCCUACAGCAACAGUUGUCUUUCUCCUUAAUUGUUUACAGAAAGAGAGGUUGAAGUAUUGCUUUGUUUGUCAUCAGACGUGGCUAUGCCUGUCCUUGAUGCUCUGAUUUCCAUUGGAGGUUCCAUUGGGGGAAAAGUUGUUGAAUUAUUGGUGGAGCCAGUUGGGCGUCAAUUCGGUUAUGUCUUCUAUCGAAUGAAAUACAUUGAAGAUUUGAGAGACCAAGUUAAAAAGUUAGAGGCUCGGAGAAAAGACGUAGAAGACAUCAUUGAUGCAGCAAAAAGGAAUGGGGAAGAAAUUCUAGAAACUGUCAAGAUUUGGAUUGAAAAAGUCGAUAGGUUCAUAGAUGCUAAAAAGUUACUAGAAGAUGGUACUAAUGUGAACCAGAAAUGUUUCAAUGGGUGGUUUCCUGAUUUGGUCACACGUCGCCGGCUAGGUAAAGAAGCAAAAAAUAAAGCAGAGGAGGCUAAAGAGCUAGAAACAAAUGGCUACUUUAGUAACAUAUCCAAACCAGCACCUCCCUUGGGGAUGGAGUCCGUACCCUCAGAAAGGCUCGUGGCUUACGAGACCACAAAUUUGGCAAUGAUGAAUGUAAUGCAGGCACUGCGUGACGACAAAAUCAACUUUAUUGGAAUACAUGGUAUUGGGGGCGUUGGAAAGACAACUUUAGUAAAAGAAAUUGGGAAAAAAGCUGAAUCAGAUAAGCUUUUUGAUGAAGUUGUGAUGGCUGUAGUGUCUCAGAAUGCAGACAUUAAAAAGAUUCAAGAUCAAAUAGCUGUCAUGUUAGGCACCAAAUUUACUAAUCAGAUGAGUGAAAUUGAAAGAACAAGCGCGCUUUGGGCAAGACUCAAGAACGUGAAGAAGAUCCUUGUUAUAUUAGAUGAUGUUUGGGACAGACUUGAAUUGACAACCUUGGGAAUUCCAUUUGGCCAAGAUCAUGAGGGCUGCAAAAUCAUAAUCACAACACGGCGUGAGCAAGUAUGCAGAACCAUGGGAAAUGAAUGGGAGAAGACAAAGAUAGUCCGGCUUGAUGUUUUAUCUGAACAAGAUUCAUGGGACUUAUUCAGAAAGAACGUUGGCGACUUUGUUGCCACUUCUGCGUUGAAUGAUGUCGCCAAAGAGGUUUGUAAAGAAUGUGGAGGACUUCCCAUAGCAAUAGUUACGGUUGCAAAGGCAAUGAAAGGUAAAUCUAACCCUGAAGAAUGGAAAAAUGCAGCUCAAGAAUUAAAAAAAUCAUUGCCAACAAACAUUGAAGAUGUCAAUAAAAAAGUGUAUCAAAUUCUGAUGUGGAGUUAUGAUUACUUGCAAGAUGAGGAAGCCAAGGCUUGCUUCUUGCUUUGUUCUCUGUUUCCCGAGGAUGAUGACAUCUUAGUAGAAGACUUGGUACGAUAUGGGAUGGGGUUGAGAUUAUUCAAAAAUGUUGAUACAGUGCAAGAAGUCAGGGGCAGAGCAAAGUCAGUGAUCAGCAAUCUCAUAGAUUCCUGUUUGUUAUUAGCUAGUGAUGAACAAGAUUGCAUUAAAAUGCAUGAUGUCGUACGUGAUGUUGCCAUAUUUAUUGGAUCCAAAAAGCAUUUUGUAAGAGCUGGUUGCAAUUUGAAAGAUUGGCCAAAUAUGGAUAGUUUGGAUCAAUACACUGGCAUAUCGUUGAUGAGAAAUCAAAUCAGUAACCUUCCUGAGGUCUUGGAAUGUCCAAAGCUCCAAAUAUUACUAUUACAAGACAAUGGAAAUGCAUGGUCAUGUUCACAUGAAUUCUUUUCAAGGAUGAAAGCACUGAGUGUUUUAGAUUUGAGCCAACUUGGCCACAAUUUUGACAAUUUAAUUCGUAGUCCUGAUGCUUUCAAUAACCAAAUGUGUCUUCGAACAUUAGUUCUUGACGGAAUUAAGUUUGGGGACACUAAAUUUCUUGGACAGUUAAAGACGCUUGAAGUCCUUAGCUUCAGGCAUGCCUUCUUUUCUGAGGCACCAAAUGCUAUAAGGGAGUUAACUAAUCUAAGGUUGUUGGACAUGACUGAAAGCCGUCAUGAAUUUCCAAUUCCGGCCACAAUGGUAUUGCCUUUAUUCCAUUUGGAGGAGUUGUACUUGUUUGGCAUCACAUCUUCGAGUAUCGGAUACCCUGCAGUGGAAGUAGUUGCUGCACUAAGAUCUUUGCCUCGCCUAAAAAUGCUAACCAUUUCCAUACCUGACAUUGCGGAUAUACCCAAGGACUUUGUUUUUCCUGAGCUGGAAAGUUUUAUUAUUUUUAUUGGAAAAUCGAGUUCAGAGGCGAGCGUUGAAAAUUAUUCCCCAAAUUAUUUGGUACUUGGAAAUUUGGUUGGAACCAUGGUUUAUUGGAGUAAAUGGCUAAAGAUGGUGUUGAAGAGAGCUACACGUCUAAAGAUUGUAGAUUGUUCUCAAUUCGAAUACUUGAUCAACACAGAGGAAUGGGGGAUUUCAUCACAGGCACAACCACGUGAUCUGCAAUUCCUCUUCAACCUGGAAGAAUUGGAACUCUCUUAUUUGCCUAUUUUCAAAGGGAUAUGCGCAGCAAGUGCACUUACUACUUCCAGCUGGGUGGGCUUCCUAAAGCUCAGAAGCUUGGAUGUGUACAGCUGUCCUUCACUAUCAACUGUUCUUCUUCCAUUCAAUUUGCUUCAAAGGCUACAACAUUUGGAGUGGCUUUGGGUAGGAGAAUGCGAGAAAUUGGAACAAGUAUUUGAUUUUGGUUCUGAAGGAGAAGGCAUGAAGCUGCUUUCUAGUUUGAGAGAGAUAUAUCUAUGCAAGUUGCCUAGAUUGAAGCAUAUAUUGAACUGCUCCAGUCAAAUGAUAGAUAUUCUAAUUUCCAUUGGAGGAAAAGUCGCAGCAUUAUUGGUGGAGCCAGUUGGGCGCCAGAUCAGUUAUGUGAUUCACAGAAAGAAAUACAUAGAAAAUUUGACAAUCCAAGUUCAAAUUUUAGAGGCUCUACGAAUUGAAGUGCAGAGAUCCAUUGUUCAUGCAAAAAAUAAUAGAGACGAAAUUCGAGAAGAUGUCAACCACUGGACUACAAAAGUUGAUGGGUUCAUAGUGGAGGCUAAAAAAUUUCUGCAAGGCGGUUCCAACGUGAACAAGAAAUGUUUCAGUGGGUGGUUUCCUGAUUUGGUCACACGUUGCCGGCUAGGUAAAGAGGCAAAGGACACUAAAUUUCUUGGACAGUUAAAGACGCUUGAAGUCCUUAGCUUCAGGCAUGCCUUCUUUUCUGAGGCACCAAAUGCUAUAAGGGAGUUAGCUAAUCUAAGGUUGUUGGACAUGACUGAAAGCCGUCAUGAAUUUCCGAUUCCGGCCACAAUGGUAUUGCCUUUAUUCCAUUUGGAGGAGUUGUACUUGUUUGGCAUCACAUCUUCGAGUAUCGGAUACCCUGCAGUGGAAGUAGUUGCUGCACUAAGAUCUUUGCCUCGCCUAAAAAUGCUAACCAUUUCCAUACCUGACAUUGCGGAUAUACCCAAGGACUUUGUUUUUCCUGAGCUGGAAAGUUUUAUUAUUUUUAUUGGAAAAUUGAGUUCUUGGGAGAGGGUUGCAAAUUACUCCCCAAAUUAUUUGGGACUUGCAAAUUUGGUUGGAACCAUGGUUAAUUGGAGUAAAUGGCUAAAGAUGGUGUUGAAGAGAGUUACACGUCUGAGGAUUGAAGAUUGUUCUGAAUUGGAAUACUUGAUCAACACAGAGGAAUGGGGGAUUUCAUCACAGGCACAACCACGUGAUCUGCAAUUCCUCUUCAACCUGGAAGAAUUGGAACUCUCUUAUUUGCCUAUUUUCAAAGGGAUAUGCGCAGCAAGUGCACUUACUACUUCCAGCUGGGUGUGCUUCCCAAAGCUCAGGAGAUUGGAUGUUGGGUUUUGUCCUUCACUAUCAACUGUUUUUCUUCCAUUCAAUUUGCUUCAAAGGCUACAACAUUUGGAUCUUUCGGUAGUAGAAUGCGAGAAAUUGGAACAAGUAUUUGAUUUUGGUUCUGAAGGAGAAGGCAUGAAGCUGCUUUCUAGUUUGAGAGAGAUAUAUCUAUGCAAGUUGCCUAGAUUGAAGCAUAUAUUGAACUGCUCCAGUCGUCAACAUGUGCAACUCGGCAACCUAAGAUCUAUGGAAGUCCAUUCAUGUGGCAAACUGAAAUAUGUCUUCCAACCUUCCAUAGCUCAAGCUCUUCAUCAACUUGAAUUUCUUUUGGUAAUUGGCUGUGAAGAAAUGGAGGAAAUUGUUGCUGCGAAGCAAAAUGAAGGGCAACAACAAGAAGAAGAGAGAGUGGACUACAAGAUGGUGUUCAAAAGUCUCAAAAAUCUCGCCCUUAGGCAUCUUCCAAACCUAAGUGGUUUCUGCACAGGAGGAGACGACUUUCGUUUUGAAUGGCCAUCCUUGGAACGACUUGAAGUGGUAGACUGCCUCAAAAUGAAGACUUUCGCUGCCACUACUUCCGGCAGCACACCAAAACUGAAGGAAGUUAGAUUGGGAUUGUUUGUAUCCGGGAUACCGCUACAGGGGAUGGACUUGAAUCAGUUUGUGCAAACCCAUAUACAUCAUUUCAAAGCCACCUAACUAAGGCAGCUCCUGAAAAUGAAAUCUAAUUGUGAACCAAAUUAUGAAUUUAUGAGGAAUAAGUGGCCAAUUCAUGAUUGUCAACCAUAAAGAAUGUUGAGCUGUUCCCUAUGGUUAUGUGAUGUCUACCUUAGGAUUUUAUUGUGUAAGGGCAUACGCUUCCUAUGAUUUGUGUUUCUAAAUAAUUGUCUUGCUUUGCAAUAUCAAAACUACUACUCUAAAUAAAGGUACGUUUACCUAAUGUGUGCUAAAGAUUUGAAGAGUGAAUAAAGGGGAAAAAAA